Molecule: messenger RNA, 1361 nt
Organism: Cynara cardunculus var. scolymus (artichoke)
Lineage: Eukaryota; Viridiplantae; Streptophyta; Magnoliopsida; Asterales; Asteraceae
Exons: 4
Coding region: 477-1205 (242 amino acids)
Source: RefSeq, a predicted model, not a curated record
CCAUUAAAAGACUAAACUGCACCACCCACAAACCCAUCAUCAAGAAACUAGAGUCCACACAGACCAUCCAACCCCCCCUCAUCAAUGGCCCAGCUGGACCAAGAUGUACAUACAAGAAGAUAUACCAAAUACAAAAUCUUGAAGAAAAUUAAAAAAAAGAGAAGAGAUUGGGAUGAUAGGAGAUGCCUUCAAUUUCCAACCAAAUCCACCUCACAUACAACACCAAUUUGAUCAUGGCUUUUUUUGCCACAAAUACCCUUCUGCAACCUCCCAAAAAUGUGGUCUUUUUGGGGUUUUCUAUUUGGUCAGAUAAACAAACAGAGAAAACAGGAAAAGCAAGAAGAACCUUCUCAUCAAUUCAUCUCUCUUUAUUUAACUCUUUCUUCCCCACACCACACACCCUUCUCUCAUCUUUUCCCCACCCCCUUUCGUCUUUCUGCGAAUUUGGUUUUGGUUUCAAGAAGAUUUGAGAUCUGAUGAGUAGUAAUAAGAAGAUGAAAAGGGUUGCUUUUGAUCCAUCUCCUCAUGUGUCGUAUGAGGAUGCUAGGGCAAGAUUUAAGCAUCAAACCCUUCUUCAAGAUUUCUUGGAGUUGCAGCAGGAAACAGAGGAUGCAAGAAACAACUUGAUGGCCUUGAAGCAGAAGAAACUGACCUUACAAGCUGAAGUUAGGUUCUUGAGGCGAAGACACAAGUUUCUACUGAAAGACAAGUCAUCAAACCCGCCACAAGAACAAGUUUCUACCCAAUUCACGAAAAGUAAAAAGGAGCUGGACCGUUCCAAAAAGUUGCGCAAAUUGCCCCCACAACCUACAGAGAAGAAGAAAAAAGCGCCCCCAUCUCCUGAGUUCGACCUGAAUCUUGGGAUUUCUUUACACGGUGUAAAAGAACAACGAUCCAUUCAUAGAGGGAUCGCACACCAAAGGGUUCGGAUCAAUGGACCAAAGGUUUCGACGUUUCUUGAUUUGACUCAACGACCCACCCACAAGCCUGUAAUCGACUUGAACCAGAUAUCUAGAGAAGAAGAGGAAUUACAAGAGCUGUUUGAUGCUCCAACUCGGGGUAUGAUCCAAAACGAGCAGCGUACAAAUGUGAGCUAUGAUCCAAUCUAUAGGAACAUCGGUUCUGGUUCGGGUUCGGGUUCUGGUUCUGGUCGAGCCGGGAAGAGGAAGAUCUCCUGGCAAGAUCCUGUGGCUUUAAGGGUAUAAACAGAUGGUUUGCUAGCUAUAUAGAGAUUGAAUUGGUUAUGGUGAUUUCUAGGCUAGUUUCAUGGUCUUAAAAAUGGUGAAAUUUUUGUUACAUAUUUGUGGUUAUUGCUUGUUAAUUAGGGUUAUAAAUGGAAAUUAUUGUGUUUGGUGUUGAAA